Molecule: messenger RNA, 444 nt
Organism: Mesocestoides corti
Lineage: Eukaryota; Metazoa; Platyhelminthes; Cestoda; Cyclophyllidea; Mesocestoididae
Source: the annotation of a GenBank genome assembly
AUGAAUGCAGAUAAUACGAUCCCGUGGAUUUCCACAAACCUGCGGGCACACGAAAUUGCUAAUCUGAAGGCAGAAUUUUUGGAAAUUGCUGAGCGUGCCGGCGACAACCUUGAGAACGCUGCACAUGCAUUUGACUCUUUUUUGCUUGUUUCGCCUGACUCUGUUUCCUCUGAACAGGGUGAGCUGGUUGAUGCAGUGUCUGAUUCUGUUGGAAUCACCCCACGUCAGCACGAGAAAGACAAGCGGAAUGAAGAAAAUGCUAACUGUUUUACGGAGCGACAUCCAGAGAGAACGGAAGACGAGUUCCUCGACUUACUAUGUGAGAUGAGCAUCGAUGAGCUCUAUUUUUUGAGAAGAGGCCUAGCACUAGACCUGGAGUGGAUCGAAAAAACCAUUGCAAGAAGGAAGUCCUUCCUUAAGUACAAAUAUGCUUCUACUUACUAG